GCUGUCUAGGCCAACCCACUCCAAGGGUCUGGGCACCCACUCUCUACUCACCUGCUUUCCCAGAACUUUUCCAUCUCUGGGGCUAGGAUCCUGGGGCCAGCUCAGCACCAACCAGUGGCUCUGGGCGGUUCUACUCUCUGAGGUCCCUACCCUCUCCUUUGUCAUUUUGGGUGUUGGAGGCGGGGCCACUGGCUGGCUUUGGUACUCCGCCCCUCCGCCCCCCCCCCAGCUUCCAUCCAAUCACAGCUUCACCCUCCGGGGGCUGGGCCGACGGGCUGCACUCCAGGCUGCUAGCUCCCAGCACAAGGCUCCCAGCCAGGGACGAUGCGCUCCUGCUGCCGCUGCUGCCGCCGCCGCUGCUGCUGCUACCAGCAGCCAUCCAGUGCCCUGAGGCUGUUGCUGUGGCUGCCACUUGUCUUUGUACCUCCCCUGGCAGCAGCUGCAGCGGGCCCUAACGGCUGUGACACCAUAUACCAGGGCUUCGCGAAGUGUCUCAUACGCUUGGGGGACGGCAUGGGUCACGGAGGCGAGAUGGAGACCAUUUGCAGGUCUUGGAAUGACUUCCACGCCUGCGCCUCGCAGGUCCUGUCCGGCUGCCCAGAGGAGGCAGCUGCGGUGUGGGAGUCACUACAACAAGAAGCUCGCCGGGCCCCACACCCGGAUAACUUGCACGUUUUGUGCGGAGCCCCGGUGCGCGUCCAGGAGCGUGGAGCGGGUCCAGAGACCAACCAGGAGACACUGCGGGCAACCGCACCUGCACUCACCCCGACCCCUGUGUCCCCGCUGCUGGCAGCUGCUCUGGCAUUUGCCUGCCUCCUGGGGCCUUUAGCCUAGCCAAUUGGGUUGGGUAGCAGUAGCCGCUCCUCCAGUCCUACUAGGGCGGCCACAGUCCUGGCUCUGCAGA
Tupaia belangeri chinensis (Chinese tree shrew) is the source of this 904-nucleotide messenger RNA. RefSeq names its product neuritin 1 like (gene NRN1L). Lineage: Eukaryota; Metazoa; Chordata; Mammalia; Scandentia; Tupaiidae. The transcript is spliced from 3 exons. Gene Ontology annotation, cellular component: plasma membrane. Gene Ontology annotation, biological process: nervous system development; neuron projection extension. Bases 325 to 834 code for a protein of 169 amino acids. The record is from RefSeq and is a predicted model, not a curated record.